AUGGAGACCGGAAGCGGAAGGCUUGAACGCGUUGGAUGGGCACCUGUGAGACCACUAGCCAUGCGCGACUUGGAGGAGACCGGCCCUCGACCCACAGCGACCUCGUGCGGGUGCGUGAAGCCGGCUCUGGAGACAGGGAAUCUUUUAACUGAGCCAAUUGGUUACUUGGAAUCCUGUUUCUCGGCCAAGAAUGGUACUCCAAGGCAGCCAUCCAUUUGUAGCCAUUCACGGGCUUGUUUGAGGAUUAGAAAAAGCAUCUUUAAUAAUCCUGAACAUUCCUUGAUGGGCUUAGAACAGUUUUCUCAUGUUUGGAUUUUGUUUGUUUUUCACAAAAAUGGUCAUUUGAGCUGUAAGGCAAAAGUGCAGCCUCCUAGGCUGAAUGGUGUGAAGACUGGCGUUUUCUCUACAAGGAGCCCACAUCGUCCCAAUGCGAUAGGACUGACCCUAGCCAAACUGGAAAAGGUCGAAGGUGGAGCCAUAUACCUUUCUGGAAUUGACAUGAUUCAUGGCACACCUGUACUAGACAUAAAGCCCUACAUAGCUGAUUAUGACUCGCCACAAAAUUUGAUUGAGCCUUUAGGGGACGUUAAUUUACAGAAUAACCAAUGUAAACCAAAAACCGUGUCCCAGUGUGACGGCAAGACUGAUAACUGUGACCAACAGCUCUCAGGGUACGAGGAACCACAGCUCUAUAGUUGUACUAAGGAGAAACCUAAAUGUCCUGAAGAUAGAACUUCAGGAGAAAACAACGCAAAACACGACAACUCAGCAAAAAUCCAGCAAAGCUCACCUGAGCCCAGGGAGAGAGCAGCAGAUUUGGGUGAAGAAUCAGGAAGUGGUCCGAGUCCUAGGGUAGCAGAAGAGCAAAGUGGCCCAUGUUGCCUGGAGAAGAGCGUUUCAGAGGAACAAGCAGACAGCAGGCUGAGGAGAGGGGAAGCAGCUGUGGUCGCACAAGGACACAGCACGGAGAUGCCGCCCGAGGCUCUUCUCUGCCCUUCCAGGGCAGCUGGUGCAGCCCACCGCAGUGCGGUCCCCACCUGGGUGAGAGAGGCUCCCGUGGCCACCUUGGGAGUCCGGUUUACUCCUCAUGCGGAGAUGGACCUUGAGCACCUCAGCUCAGGUGAACCAGGUAUUGGUCAGGCUUCGUUUAACUAUUUUCAGUCAGCGGAGGAAGCAAGGUGUGCCAUCGAGGCUGUGCUGUCAGCCGACCCUCGGUCUGUGUAUCGACGGAAACUCUGCCAGGAUCGUCUUUUCUACUUUACAGUAGACACAGCACAUGUCACGUGCUGGUUUGGUGAUGGCUUUGCAGAGGUCUUAAGGAUCAAGCCAGCUUCUGAGCCUGUUCAGAUGGGUGACCCUGCGGAGUCCUUGGUGCCUCUGGGAUCGUGAGUAGCCUCCGUCGAGUCUUUAAGGCAGCCUAAUUGACUUCGGUGUGGCUGUUGGAUUUUCUGUACAAGCUAAUGAUGUGCCUUCUUUGCAGAAAGAAGCAAUGCUUUGUGAUCUCACUGCUUUGAUUGAUUUGGGUUGUUCAGAAUAUUUAUUUGAAAAACAUGUAUUUUAAUAAACUAAGAGAUAAAGAAUUUGGAGAAAUCGC
Molecule: messenger RNA, 1594 nt
Organism: Lagenorhynchus albirostris (white-beaked dolphin)
Lineage: Eukaryota; Metazoa; Chordata; Mammalia; Artiodactyla; Delphinidae
Gene: TRMO
Product: tRNA methyltransferase O
Exons: 5
Coding region: 1-1389 (462 amino acids)
Source: RefSeq, a predicted model, not a curated record